Messenger RNA from Myiozetetes cayanensis, 5914 nucleotides. RefSeq names its product synaptotagmin like 2 (gene SYTL2). Gene Ontology annotation, biological process: exocytosis; intracellular protein transport. Gene Ontology annotation, cellular component: exocytic vesicle; plasma membrane. Bases 161 to 5149 code for a protein of 1662 amino acids. Lineage: Eukaryota; Metazoa; Chordata; Aves; Passeriformes; Tyrannidae. Gene Ontology annotation, molecular function: neurexin family protein binding; small GTPase binding. The transcript has 13 exons. The record is from RefSeq and is a predicted model, not a curated record.
UGCUAAAACUACUUUCAAGCCUGACAAACAUGCUGAUGAACUCGUGAAAGUGGAUGAUGAAUCUGUAUCAAAAGUUUUAGAUUGGUUUAAAAGAAGUUCUGACACUGAAGAUGGGGAACAUGCAUCAAUUAGAUCCCAAGGCAGGGAGCCCAAAGAGGAAAUGGACUUUUCAACCAGAGCAGCAGUUCUUCCUACAGAGCACAGUGGGCCUAGAAUGCAUGGAAGGACAGGAGUUACAGAAGAGUUCCCACUCGGAAAGAUUAAACAACACAGCAGUGUUUCAUCUAGAUCAUUUGCUUCAGAAGAUGAGAGGGUGAAGCCUAAGAAAGGGAAAAUGAAUGAAGAGCAAAAUGACAAACUGCUAACUGAAUUUGAUUGUACAGGAGUCGAAGAAAAAGAACGUGGUCAAGAAUUCAAACAACAAAAUCAAAAGUCAAAUCUCUUGGGACAUCAAGAACACAGGCUACAACCUCAGAAGUAUGAAUCAGAGAAGGCAAUACAAGAAAAAAGAAGAAUAAGGGAGAUCAGAGCAUUCUGGGAAAGGGACAAAAUUAUACCCAGUCAUGGAGAGAAAGAAGUUAAUACCAAUACUACUGCAUCACGUGGCCGUGCAUUGAAAGGUCUUGGAGAAAGUGACAAAACAGAACCGACUGCAGUAUACCCACCUAAUGGGUUGCACAGUCAGAGCAAGAAUACUUUAAGUCCUCAAUUUAGUUCUGUGAGACAGGAUUCCAGAAAUGAACAUCAACACUCUUUCAAGUUUGGACCAGGCCAUGCAGUUAAAAAGCCAGAAGGAACACUUACGUCUGAUGAAGUUCACGAAUGUGCAGAACUGCCAAAAGCCAGAAAUUUGCAGUCCAGAGUUGGUGUCACUUCAGCCUCCACAAAAAGCAAAGACAAAGAUGAGAAAGAAACACUUAAAGGAAAAGUUGCUGCUUGUUCACAACAGAAGCCCAGCUUUCAAGUUUCUUCUUUAAAAGGAAAAAUGGAUGAAAAGUCCAAGAAUCAAAUUUCAGAUCCUUCACGGUUUCAGAGUUUGAGAAACUUCUGGGAUACUGGAGUUAAAUUCCAGAGUAGAAUUGACAGGGAAGAUGUUUCUUUGCCAAAUAAUAAUAGUUCAAUAAUCUAUGAAAGCAAAUCAAAGGAAGAUAAAAAAGGUAGAGAUAAUGUGAGCAGGCAAGAGUUAAUUCAACAACAAACCCAAACACUUGAGAGAGAAAAAACACAGAAACAAGAUUCUCCGGUAUGCAAAAGGUCUCUAGAAUCUCCUACCAUGGAACAUCUGAAUGUGACCCACACACAAAAUACAGACUCUGUCCAGCUGAACAGAAAACCAGUUAUCUCAAAAUCCCAGGAAAAGACGACUCUUCCGGAGCAAGAAGUUAAAGAAUGUAUGGGGGAAAGUAGUGUUUCAUCAAAAUAUCAUCAUGUUUCCUUGCAGUUGCUCCAAUCACCCAGUGAUAAAAAUGCUUUGAAGGAGACAACAGUAGGUGAUAGGCAACGUUUACCUACAGAAAAAGUGGAGAACAAGGCUAGUCCAUUGGAUAUCAGUCUCCCUAAGGAGGAAGUUGCAGAGACUGUGGAGAAAGUUGUUCUACCUAAAGGUGAGCUUGACGUAUUUAAAUCAGUUUUAAAGAAGUUAGAAAAGGAAGCCUCUGAGAUGUCAUAUAGCUUAAACAUAAAGGAAAAUGUUUUGAAAGGGACAACUUUUCACUCAAAUCAGUGCAAGGUCAUUGAGAGAACAGUAGAAGAGAGCCAUGAUAUUUCUCCUGCUGAUCAAAAAGAAGAAAUGGGUAAAAAUACAGGAAAAGUGAAUAUGCCAUCAAUAGAUGAGCGUGAGAACAAAAAAAGCCUCAGAAAACUGUUUAGGGAAUUUGAACCUUUGCAUCUACAGCAUCAGGCAGCAGACAAGGAUGAUACUCUUGAGGCUUCUGGUUUGCGGAACCUGCUCAGAGAAACCUUUGUAUCUCAACCUUCUGAAUAUAGAAGGGUGGGAGUGAAAGCAUACAAUGACAUGAAUAGCAUAUCAGAAACUAAUAGCAGCAUAGAAUCAACAUACCAAGGAGCUGCUGGUCAGCCUGAAGAGGUCCAUGAGACAAUAGAGAAGUCUAUUGCCCCAUCCAAGGUCAGUGGCUUGAGUUCUGUCUUACAGAAGCUGCUGAAGGAAGCUGCUGAAACAUCACUUCCUAAACCAAAAUACCCUGACAGCACAGUGUGGAGGACAGCUGAGGUGGAAGUGAAAAGCACAAUAUAUGAACAUGAUAGAGAGAUGCCGCAGGAAAUCAGUGAGACCAUAGAAAAGUCUGUUGCCCCAUCUAAGGACAGUGGCUUGAAUCUUGCUUUAGAGAAGCUGCUGAAGGAGGCCUCUGAAACACCACCACCUAAACCAAAACGUGCUGACAGCACUGUAAAGAGAGCUGCUGAGGUGGAAGUUAAAGGUAGGACUUAUGAGAAUGAUGGAGAGAUGCUGCAGGAAAUCAGUGAGAGGGUAGAAAAGUCUGUUGCCCCAUCCAAGGACAGUGGCUUGAAUCUUGCUUUAGAGAAGCUGCUGAAGGAGGCCUCUGAAACACCACCUCCUAAACCAAAACAUUCUGACAGCCUAGUAUGGAGAACUGCUGAGGUGGGAGCUAAGAGCACAACCUAUGAUCAUGAUGGAGAGGUGCUGCAGGAAAUCAGUGAGAGGGUAGAAAAGUCUGUUGCUCCAUCUAAGGACAGUGGCUUGAAUCCUGCUUUAGAGAAGCUGCUGAAGGAGGCCUCUGAAACACCACCUCCUAAACCAAAACGUGCUGACAGCCUAGUAUGGAGAACUGCUGAUAUGGGAGCUAAAGGCACAAUGUAUAAAUGUGAUGGAGAGGUGCUGCAGGAAAGGGGUGAGACCACAGAAGGAUCUGCACUGUCCAAGGUUGAAUAUAGAGUGUCUGAUGUAAAUUUUCAGAAGCUACCAAAAGAGGUCUCUGAAACACCAGCUUCUGUGCUAGAAAACACGGAUAAGAAAAUGCAAGGUAAAAUACGGACUAGUCGAAGUAUGCAUGGUUCACAUCAACAAGAGAGAGAUUGUCCUCAAGAAAUAGAAGAAACAGUAGAAAAAAGUUCUGUUUCACAUAUUGAAAAAUUUAGUGAAUUCAGUUAUUCUUUAGCAAAACCUGUUCAAAAACCAUCUACAGUUUCAUAUCCAAUAUCCAAGGAGUUACAUAGGCAAGAAAAGUUUGGGGAUCCUGCAUUUCCCUCAGAAAAAGAGACUCUAUUCACAACUGUAUCACAGCCAUACAAUGUUUUAAGUAGCUAUCAUACACAAAUAAAUUUAGCUAUCAAAGGAGAACCUCUAGAACAAAAUGUCAAAGCUUCAGUAAAUGAUCUUGCAAUAAGUGAAAUUGAACCUUCUGAUCUUAAAAUAAAUGAAGUUAUUAAUAAAAUAGAAGAGAGAAACAUGGUUCCAGUUGAUCUUACUCCCUUGGAAGACAAAACAAAUACGACUGCAAUCAAGCCAUUUCAGAUAAACAAAAAAGGGAGGAGAGAUGAAAGCACAUCCUUGGAGGCCUCUGAAUGGAAUUCAGAAUUUCAGGCACUGUUGAAUUUCAGAAGAGCAAGCACACCUCUUAAAGAUGACGGCAGCUCACCCCAGCCAAAAGAAGCUCUGCUCUGCCUAACGUCUCAGCAUGAGGAUGAUGAUGAAGAGGAAGAGGACAUUUUAAAUUUGAGAACCAAAUUUUCGGAUGAAAACUGUGAUUCCCACUCUGGAACCGGAAGUUCAACUCGUUCUGAAGAAGAAUUAAACCCUGUUUUGAUGGCUUUGAAAAGGAGUGCAGAUAGGAAAAAGCCUUCCAAAAGUCUAGAGGACAUUCCAUCAGCCACCUCAAAUAAAGGAAAAAUAAAUAAUCCAAAGGAAGAAUUAGCUCUUAGUGCUGAAGAUGGUCCGAAACCUGAUCAGCAUCCAGAGAGGACUGAAAAUGCAACAGGAAUUUCCACAGUGCCUUCACAGCCUGAUAAGCUAUUUUCCAACCCUGAAAAGCUUAAAGGACUUAGCAAGUCGGUACCAUCAUUCCUACAGGAAGAGAGUGAUGACAGAGAGACAGAUACAGCAUCAGAAAGCAGUUAUUCCUUUGGCAGAAUCAAGAAGAGUCCCAGCUCUCUAACCAAUCUUAGCGGCUCUUCUGGCAUGGCCUCCUUAUCCUCUGUGAGCGGAAGUCUAAUGAGCAUCUACAGUGCAGACUUUGGCAAUGUUGAUGUGAAGGGGAACAUUCAGUUUGCUAUUGAUUAUGUGGAACAGCUGAACGAGCUCCAUGUUUUUAUUUGCCAGUGUAAAGACUUGGCAGUAGCAGACGUUAAACGACAGCGCUCAGACCCGUAUGUAAAGACCUACCUGCUUCCAGAGAAAUACAAGCUGGGCAAACGGAAGACUUCUGUCAAAAAGAAAACUUUUAAUCCAGUCUAUAAUGAAAUACUGCGGUAUAAAAUUGAGAAGGAUCUCCUAAGGGACCAAAGCCUUAAUAUCUCUGUCUGGCACAAUGAUACCUUUGGGAGGAAUAGCUUCCUUGGUGAAGUGGAGUUGGAUUUAGGAACUUGGGACUGGAAUGAUCCAUCCAACAAGCAGAUCAACUGGUUUCCCCUCAAGCCAAGGACUUCAACAAUGGCUCCUAAUCUAGAAAACAGAGGGGAGAUGAAACUAGCCCUCCAGUAUGUCCCACAUCCCUUUGGAGGAAAGAAGACUCUAUCUACUGGCGAGGUCCACAUCUGGGUGAAGGAAUGCCAUAACCUUCCUCUUCUGAGAGGCAACAGGCUCAAUUCUUUUAUCAAGUGUACCAUUCUUCCAGACACUAGCAGAAAAAGUCGCCAGAAAACACGGACAGUUGCAAAAACUGCAAACCCAGUAUUCAACCACACCAUGGUGUAUGAUGGCUUUAGACCAGAAGAUUUGAAAGAAGCCUGCGUAGAACUCACAGUCUGGGACCACAACAAACUAGCAAACCACUUUCUGGGAGGCCUCCGGAUAGGCCUUGGAACAGGCAAAAGCUAUGGAACUACAGUAGAUUGGAUGGAUUCUACUUCAGAUGAAACUGCCCUUUGGGAGAAGAUGAUGAACUCUCCAAACACCUGGAUAGAAGAUACACUACCUCUCAGGAUGCUUAUAGUUGCAAAAUUGACAAAAUAAGGUGGUUUUUUAAUUACUAGUGUCAAAAGAAACCUUGGGAAUGAAAUUGAAGGUGUGGGGGGAUGAAACUUGGAAGAGGAACACAGUAGCAGUUUUGACAGUUUUUGCUUUGUUGCCGUUCUGGUUUUGUGCUGUCAUGUCACUUCAUAUUUCAAAUUAAACAUUUGCCUACAGAACAUUAUGUAAAUUUGUAGUUGUACAUUUCAAGGAUAUCUGAGUUGCUUCUCCGGUGAAAGAAGCAUGACAUGAAGUGGUACUGUUGAUGUCCUAUUCUACAAUGUGCAGAGGACUAAGUUCCAAUGUACUGUAAAAAAUCAGGGUUAUAAAAAGUUUGCUUUAUAUAUAUGUGUUAAUCAUCUUGCUAGUCUGCAAUAGUUACUCCGAAAUACUGAAGACAUAAAGGUGAUUUUUUUUUUUAUUCCAGUGCUACUCAUAAGGAUCUAAAUGUUCCAAUUUUAGUGAUGACAAGUAUGUUGGGUAUUUAUUCUUUAAAGUUUGUACCUGUAUCUAUCUGCUUGGUUUUCAGCAAGAAGUAAUUUACCUGUGCUUCAGCGCCACCAUUAGGGGACUGGUGGGUCUGUGGUGGUCUUGGCUCGAAAUAGUUUUGCAGCAUAGGAAAUAAGACUGGAAUUUGUAACUUGUAGAAAUACAUGCUACUAAUAAAUAAUGAAUGCAUAAAGCACUAUAUGUAUUACUUUUUAAAAUAAAAAGCAGCCUAUUAAGACUAAAUAGGAAUCCAAUGUUUAUUAAACCCCCGUGGUUUAU